GGGGGCACAAACUCAAAGAUCAUUGCAGAAUUUUGAUAUUGGGGGUGAGCGUGAAAGAAUGCCCGAGCCAAUCAUACGUGCAUUUGGUAUUCUCAAAAAGUGUGCUGCCAAGGUGAACAUGGAAUAUGGCCUUGACCGAUCUAUUGGAAAAGCAAUAAUGCAAGCUGCUGAAGAGGUUGCAGAAGGAAAGUUGAAUGACCACUUCCCUUUGGUGGUUUGGCAAACUGGUAGUGGCACUCAAAGUAACAUGAAUGCUAACGAGGUUAUUGCAAAUCGAGCAGCUGAAAUACUUGGCCAUAAGCGCGGUGACAAACAUGUGCAUCCAAAUGACCAUGUAAAUAGAUCGCAAUCUUCAAAUGAUACCUUUCCUACGGUGAUGCAUAUUGCUGCGGCAAUGGAGCUAAAUAAAAGAUUAGUA
Molecule: messenger RNA, 418 nt
Organism: Nicotiana tabacum (common tobacco)
Lineage: Eukaryota; Viridiplantae; Streptophyta; Magnoliopsida; Solanales; Solanaceae
Source: RefSeq, a predicted model, not a curated record